GAGGAGGUGAGGCCGCGGGCAGCCGGGCGGAGAUGGCGGGGCCGCCGUCGAGGCUGGCGCCAGAGCCCGACCGGCUGUGGGUCCUGCAGCUUCAGUGAAAGGAGUCCUUCUGUCACUCGUCACUAGCUCGCUCGCUCACUGUGGGAGGAGCCCGCCUGAGGAAGCCGUGUGUCUGGGAUGCCAAGAGCCAGAGAAUGGAUCUUCUCCGAGUGGGGACAUUGCUGACAAUCCCGGCUUCCCGAGGCGGCUAAGAACAGGCAGUUUGUGUCGGCUGGCUGCAGAUACCCAGAGGCACAAAGAGACCGAAGCCACCCGGAGGGACCCACGGACGGACAGAUGGUAGGCGCGAACCCGAGAGGACCGGCGGAGGCUGAGCACCGAGAGCCGCCAAGGAAGAGAAACUAACCACGGCCAAGUUACCCCGCCGGCUUUCCUUCGCUGCGCUAAGGAAUGAAACCCUUCCAGCUCGAUCUGCUCUUCGUCUGCUUCUUCCUCUUCAGUCAAGAGCUGGGCCUCCAGAAGAGAGGAUGCUGUCUGGUGCUGGGCUACAUGGCCAAGGACAAGUUUCGGAGAAUGAAUGAAGGCCAAGUCUAUUCCUUCAGCCAGCAGCCCCAGGACCAGGUGGUGGUGUCGGGACAGCCAGUGACGCUACUUUGCGCCAUCCCCGAAUACGAUGGCUUCGUUCUGUGGAUCAAGGACGGCUUGGCUCUGGGUGUGGGCAGGGACCUCUCAAGUUACCCACAGUACCUGGUGGUAGGGAACCACCUGUCGGGGGAGCACCACCUGAAGAUCCUGCGGGCAGAGCUGCAAGACGAUGCGGUGUACGAGUGCCAGGCCAUCCAGGCCGCCAUCCGCUCCCGCCCCGCACGCCUCACAGUCCUGGUGCCGCCUGAUGACCCCGUCAUCCUGGGGGGCCCUGUGAUCAGCCUGCGUGCGGGGGACCCUCUCAACCUCACCUGCCACGCAGACAAUGCCAAGCCUGCAGCCUCCAUCAUCUGGUUGCGAAAGGGAGAGGUCAUCAAUGGGGCCACCUACUCCAAGACCCUGCUUCGGGACGGCAAGCGGGAGAGCAUCGUCAGCACCCUCUUCAUCUCCCCUGGUGACGUGGAGAAUGGCCAGAGCAUCGUGUGUCGUGCCACCAACAAAGCCAUCCCCGGAGGAAAGGAGACGUCGGUCACCAUUGACAUCCAGCACCCCCCACUGGUCAACCUCUCGGUGGAGCCACAGCCAGUGCUGGAGGACAACGUCGUCACUUUCCACUGCUCUGCAAAGGCCAACCCAGCUGUCACCCAGUACAGGUGGGCCAAGCGGGGCCAGAUCAUCAAGGAGGCAUCUGGAGAGGUGUACAGGACCACAGUGGACUACACGUACUUCUCAGAGCCUGUCUCCUGUGAGGUGACCAACGCCCUGGGCAGCACCAACCUCAGUCGCACGGUUGACGUCUACUUUGGGCCCCGGAUGACCACAGAACCCCAAUCCUUGCUCGUGGAUCUGGGCUCUGAUGCCAUCUUCAGCUGCGCCUGGACCGGCAACCCAUCCCUGACCAUCGUCUGGAUGAAGCGGGGCUCCGGAGUGGUCCUGAGCAAUGAGAAGACCCUGACCCUCAAAUCCGUGCGCCAGGAGGACGCGGGCAAGUACGUGUGCCGGGCUGUGGUGCCCCGUGUGGGAGCCGGGGAGAGAGAGGUGACCCUGACCGUCAAUGGACCCCCCAUCAUCUCCAGCACCCAGACCCAGCACGCCCUCCACGGCGAGAAGGGCCAGAUCAAGUGCUUCAUCCGGAGCACGCCGCCGCCGGACCGCAUCGCCUGGUCCUGGAAGGAGAACGUUCUGGAGUCGGGGACAUCGGGGCGCUAUACGGUGGAGACCAUCAGCACCGAGGAGGGCGUCAUCUCCACCCUGACCAUCAGCAACAUCGUGCGGGCCGACUUCCAGACCAUCUACAACUGCACGGCCUGGAACAGCUUCGGCUCCGACACUGAGAUCAUCCGGCUCAAGGAGCAAGGUUCGGAAAUGAAGUCGGGAGCCGGGCUGGAAGCAGAGUCUGUGCCGAUGGCCGUCAUCAUUGGGGUGGCCGUAGGAGCUGGUGUGGCCUUCCUCGUCCUUAUGGCAACCAUCGUGGCGUUCUGCUGUGCCCGUUCCCAGAGAAAUCUCAAAGGUGUUGUGUCAGCCAAAAACGAUAUCCGAGUGGAAAUUGUCCACAAGGAACCAGCCUCUGGUCGGGAGGCUGAGGAGCACUCCACCAUCAAGCAGCUGAUGAUGGACCGGGGUGAAUUCCAGCAAGACUCAGUCCUGAAACAGCUGGAGGUCCUCAAAGAAGAGGAGAAAGAGUUUCAGAACCUGAAGGACCCCACCAAUGGCUACUACAGCGUCAACACCUUCAAAGAGCACCACUCAACCCCGACCAUCUCCCUCUCCAGCUGCCAGCCCGACCUGCGUCCUGCGGGCAAGCAGCGUGUGCCCACAGGCAUGUCCUUCACCAACAUCUACAGCACCCUGAGCGGCCAGGGCCGCCUCUACGACUACGGGCAGCGGUUUGUGCUGGGCAUGGGCAGCUCGUCCAUCGAGCUUUGUGAGCGGGAGUUCCAGAGAGGCUCCCUCAGCGACAGCAGCUCCUUCCUGGACACGCAGUGCGACAGCAGCGUCAGCAGCAGCGGCAAGCAGGACGGCUAUGUGCAGUUCGACAAGGCCAGCAAGGCUUCUGCUUCCUCCUCCCACCACUCCCAGUCCUCCUCCCAGAACUCUGACCCCAGUCGACCCCUGCAGCGGCGGAUGCAGACUCACGUCUAAGGAUCACACACCGCGGGUGGGGACGGGCCAGGGAAGAGGUCAGGGCACGUUCUGGUUGUCCAGGGACGAGGGGUACUUUGCAGAGGACCCCAGAAUUGGCCACUUCCAGGACAGCCUCCCAGCGCCUCUGCCACUGCCUUCCUUCGAAGCUCUGAUCAAGCACAAAUCUGGGUCCCCAGGUGCUGUGUGCCAGAGGUGGGCGGGCGGGGAGACGGACAGAGGCUGCGGCUGAGUGCGCUGUGCUUAGUGCUGGACACCCGCGUCCCCGGCCCUUUCCUGGAGGCCCCUCUACCACCUGCUCUGCCCACAGGCACAAGUGGCAGCUAUAACUCUGCUUUCAUGAAACUGCGGUCCACUCUCUGGUCUCUCUGUGGGCUCUACCCCUCGCUGACCACAAGCUCUACCUACCCCUGUGCCUGUGCUCCCAUACAGCCCUGGGGAAAAGGGGAUGACGUCUUCCCAGCACUGAGCUGCCCCAGAAACCCCGGCUCCCCACUGCUGCUCAUAGCCCAUACCCUGGAGGCUGACAAGCCAGAAACGGCCUUGGCUAAAGGAGCCUCUCUCUCACCAGGCUGGCCGGGAGCCCACCCCCAAUUUGUUUGGUGUUUUGUGUCCAUACUCUUGCAGUUCUGUCCUUGGACUUGAUGCCGCUGAACUCUGCGGUGGGACCGGUCCCGUCAGAGCCUGGUGUACUGGGGGGAGGGAGGGAGGAGGGAGCCUGUGCUGACGGAGCCCCUCGCCGGGUGUGCCCCUCCUGGGCUGUGUGACCCCAGCCUCCCCACCCACCUCCUGCUUUGUGUACUCCUCCCCUCCCCCUCAGCACAAUAGGAGUUCAUAUAAGAAGUGCGGGAGCUUCUCUGGUCAGGGUUCUCUGAACACUUAUGGAGAGAGUGCUUCCUGGGAAGUGUGGCGUUUGAAGGGGCUGGAGGGCAGGUCUUUAAGAUGGCGAGACUGCCCUUCUCAGCUGAUAAACACAAGAACGGCCAUCCUGUCUUCAGUAAGGCUCCACGAGAAGAGAGGAAGUAUAUCUACACCUCACCCCUCCUAGUCACCACCUGAAAUAAAUGUUAGGGACACUACUCCAA
Messenger RNA from Pan troglodytes (chimpanzee), 3872 nucleotides. It is a transcript of the gene KIRREL3, whose product is annotated as kirre like nephrin family adhesion molecule 3. Gene Ontology annotation, cellular component: plasma membrane; cell-cell junction. Gene Ontology annotation, molecular function: cell adhesion molecule binding. Gene Ontology annotation, biological process: cell-cell adhesion; synapse assembly. The record is from RefSeq and is a predicted model, not a curated record. The transcript is spliced from 18 exons. Bases 451 to 2787 code for a protein of 778 amino acids. NCBI's taxonomy places the organism in Eukaryota, Metazoa, Chordata, Mammalia, Primates, Hominidae.